This is a messenger RNA of Photinus pyralis (common eastern firefly), 1369 nucleotides long. RefSeq names its product leucine-rich repeat-containing G-protein coupled receptor 6-like. Gene Ontology annotation, molecular function: protein binding. The record is from RefSeq and is a predicted model, not a curated record. Bases 2 to 1054 code for a protein of 350 amino acids. The transcript has a single exon. Lineage: Eukaryota; Metazoa; Arthropoda; Insecta; Coleoptera; Lampyridae. Gene Ontology annotation, cellular component: plasma membrane.
GAUGUUCAAAGCUCACGUAUUGUUGUUGCUCUUAAUUCUUAAGCAUUCCCUACUGUGUAGUACACCAUCAUUUAAUAACAAUGUAGUUAACGUUAAUAAAAUCAUCAAGGAAAGGAUUAACGGUUGCAUAUCACCGGAAACGUUGAAAUUUAAAGGCAAAAUUGAGGAUAUAACAAUCACUUUUCAAAAUCUACCAGAUUUAAAUGGCGGUGCGAUACGAGAUAUUUCAAGCAAAUUUAAUAUCACUCUUCACGACAAUAAUAUUGGAAGUAUAAAAUCAGAGGCAUUUUUCAACCUCUCCGGCCUCGUAGGAGUCAACUUGUAUACAAACAAAAUUAAAUUGGUCAGUACAAAUUCAUUAACAAAUUUACCAUCUUUAACUUCGAUAAGUUUGUCGUGGGAUAAUGAAGUUACCAUCUCACCAAGUGCUUUUAGCAAUCUUCCUCAGUUAGCCCAAGUAAUGUUGGACUUCAAUAAUUUAGACACCUUUGAGCAGGAUUGGUUUGAUAAAACACCGAAACUUCGCGAGCUGCAUAUGAUAGGAAAUCAUUUACGUACCAUUCCAAAAGCGGCUUUCACCAAUUUACAAAGUAUUAAUCUGCUAAAUUUCCAAGGAAAUAAAAUUGAAAGUAUUGAUAAGGACGCUUUUAUGGGACUUCGAAAUUUGAAUAAACUUAUUUUAAAGCAAAAUAAACUGAAGAGUUUCGAUAUCGACUUCCACACACAUUUAAAAUUGACUUACUUGGCAAUUGAUUACAACAAUAUUACUUUUAUACCUGAUAAAGUGCUGGAUACAAUCCAGUCCCACUUACUCACCAUUCAUAUUGUCGGAAAUCCUUGGCAAUGUGGAUGUUUUCACAAGCUAAUCAGUUGGGGUGCGAAGAACGCAAUUACAACAUUUUCUCAAUGUCCUAACCAAGAGCUUGUCUGCGUCUAUCCCAAGACCAACCCAAACGAAUGUAUUGAGCGCAGCGAUGACGAUUUUUAUAGCGAGGCUUGGACACCUUUCGUCGUGGACACGUUGUGCUACAUCAUGAACGAGCCAUUUUUAUAAUAUGGUUUUAUUUUAUUAUUUAGUAAUACUGGGGGGACCUGGGGUGGAACGGUACCCGUACCUACUUAAUCUUCAAGUAAAAAAAGUGACCUACAUGGUCACCAUAUUUUUUUAAUUUUAUAAAAAAUGUGUUAACUUAUUGCUAUAUUUGUUCACAAGUUGCAAAAAUCUUAGUUUUUGUUAAAAUGUUAUGAUUAUUGUAAAACCCGUGCAUGGGGUAGAACGGUGUAGGUACACAUUUUUUUGUAAUUAAAUGGUUGGUAAGGUGGAAACAACAAUAAAUAAACAAAAUCUAAUGGUUCUCAACUGUUAUAU